Messenger RNA from Elaeis guineensis (African oil palm), 839 nucleotides. Its product is annotated as eukaryotic translation initiation factor 4E-1. Gene Ontology annotation, cellular component: cytoplasm; eukaryotic translation initiation factor 4F complex. Gene Ontology annotation, biological process: translational initiation. Lineage: Eukaryota; Viridiplantae; Streptophyta; Magnoliopsida; Arecales; Arecaceae. Gene Ontology annotation, molecular function: RNA 7-methylguanosine cap binding; translation initiation factor activity. The record is from RefSeq and is a predicted model, not a curated record.
CCCGCUCCCACCCCCUGGAGUACUCGUGGACCUUCUGGUUCGACAACCCCUCUGCCAAAUCCAAGCAGGUUGCCUGGGGCAGCUCCAUCCGAUCCGUCCACACCUUCGCCACCGUCGAAGACUUCUGGAGCCUUUACAACAAUAUUCGUCAACCAAGCAAGUUGGUUGUGGGAGCAGAUUUUCAUUGCUUUAAAUAUAAAAUUGAGCCUAAAUGGGAAGAUCCAGUGUGCACCAAUGGAGGGAAAUGGACCAUUAGCUGUGCUAGAGGGAAAUCAGAUACAUUUUGGCUACAUACCUUAUUGGCAAUGAUAGGUGAGCAAUUUGACUAUGGAGAUGAAAUUUGUGGAGCAGUUGUCAGUGUCCGUGGGAAGCAGGAAAAAAUAGCUUUGUGGACAAAAAAUGCUGCCAAUGAAACUGCUCAGGUAAACAUUGGGAGACAGUGGAAGGAGUUCUUGGAUUACAAAGACACAAUUGGGUUCAUGUUUCAUGAUGAUGCAAAGAAGCUUGAUAAAGCUGCUAAGAACCGGUACACAGUCUGAUUCUCUAUCUUAUGGAGCUGGUAUGGUACUGGUUGAACGUAUCGAGCAUUUUUGCAGUGACUUCUAGCAUCUUAUAACAUUUUGAGUUCUUUUUUCUUUCUACAAACUGCACUACCUCUCAUUGGAAAAAUUCUCGUUCUUGGGGAUUUUGCUUGGCAGUAUGUCUCACAAAAACAUGUAUCUAUGUAGUAUUUCAUCUUUGAUAUGACUGUUCAUUGUCUUGUAUUAUUUUGUACAUGGGGAAUAUGAAGUUGUGGAGUUAGUGGUUUGUUAUGGUCAUUCCAAAUAAGCAGCUGGUGC